This is a messenger RNA of Pyrus x bretschneideri (Chinese white pear), 1401 nucleotides long. Its product is annotated as kinetochore protein SPC25 homolog. Bases 67 to 999 code for a protein of 310 amino acids. NCBI's taxonomy places the organism in Eukaryota, Viridiplantae, Streptophyta, Magnoliopsida, Rosales, Rosaceae. The transcript has 8 exons. Gene Ontology annotation, cellular component: Ndc80 complex. The record is from RefSeq and is a predicted model, not a curated record. Gene Ontology annotation, biological process: chromosome segregation.
AAAUAGUUCCAACUGUGUCACCGACUCUCCCUCUUUCUCAGUCACUCACUCCUCAGUCUUCAGCAAAUGGACGGCAAACCAGAGGAGUCCGUACGGACGAAGAUGGAGUCGCUACGGAUGGCCUGCGAGAGUGAGAUUCCGAUCCACCAGCAGGAUUUGGAUGCCUUCGCGGCGUCGUUUCGGGACUCCCUGGCUUCCGCUCGCGCCACCGCACAAGAAACCCUCCGGUCCCAAGGUAAGUUAGGAGAGGCUAAAGCUAAUUUGAGGGAAGCUGAGGAUGAUUUGUUUAAAGCCCUAGCAGUGAAGACCCGUAAAGAGGCCAAGCGAAUGGCAUUGAUGGAGGCCAUUGAAGCUAGGAAAGCUAGGAUUGAAGUACUUAAGAGAACAGUGCAAGAUCAAAGGGCUAAGAGGGAUGAAUAUGCUGCAAUCCUUUCUCAGCAAUCUUUUGAGUCUGAAGAAAAUUGUAUCGGAGACGGAAAGGAUGAAAUAAAAGAGGCCAUCUCGUGGUAUAAUAGGGUUCUUGGUUUCUACAUUGAAGGCGGACAUGGUGUAAAAUUCACAUUCAAGAACAUUAGUUUGAAGAAUCCAGAUCAGGAAUUCUGUUUCACCGUUCGCCAUGCAAAUGAUACUUACACCUUGGUAGAUUGUGAUCCGUACUUGAACGAGACCAAAGAGAUGAUUCAUGAAUUGAACAGAACCAAUGAGUUAUUUAAAUUUGUCAGAGAUAUCAGAGUUAAGUUUCAAGAAGCCGCGGCUCAAGGAUUACCAACUGUUCUUCCUCAAGAUUCUUCCACAAUUUCUGGGUCUGCUCCAGUUUUGUCUGUCUCAACUGGGAGAAGUGAAUCUCUGGCUGAGAUCUAUGACCACCAAGUUCAAUAUGGAGAAGAAAAUAGACAUUUCAAGAAACCCAACCAUGGGAAGGGGAGUAAAGCAGUAAUUCAAUCUCCUGCCUCUGCAUUAUCUAUGCGUCGGUCUCCUCGUUUAAGGGUUAAGAAAUGAAGACGGAGGAGACACUGGAUGAGGUUGAUGUUCAUAAUUGGCAACCACAAAUGCUUGACGUGUAAGACAAGAAAAUUGAUUUCUGUGUUCAUAUAACUUAAGUAGACAGAAACAGCCCAACAUGACAGCACCACCUUGUUGCUGGGUUUGUUUCACUUGUGUUCUCUUCAGCGCCUUCAUUGAACUGAACAGCUAAUGGGUAAUGAAUAUGUAAGGCUUGUAAACCCAAAAACUGUUUCGCUGUUGUAAUCCCUAAAACUGUUUCGAUGUGUGUGUUUUUGCUCUUUGUAGUAGAGGCAUCGGCUAUGGGGAUGUAUCUUCGUUUCUCUUCUUCACAAUUUGUUCAUUUGUAGCUUCACUUUCACUUUUCAAGAGUGCCAUGAUAGAGGAUGUUUUCCGGUA